This is a messenger RNA of Myotis lucifugus (little brown bat), 1446 nucleotides long. RefSeq names its product mitogen-activated protein kinase 13. Gene Ontology annotation, molecular function: protein serine/threonine kinase activity; ATP binding. The coding region runs from base 936 to 1388 and encodes 150 amino acids. NCBI's taxonomy places the organism in Eukaryota, Metazoa, Chordata, Mammalia, Chiroptera, Vespertilionidae. Gene Ontology annotation, biological process: intracellular signal transduction; protein phosphorylation. The record is from RefSeq and is a predicted model, not a curated record. Gene Ontology annotation, cellular component: nucleus; cytoplasm. The transcript is spliced from 6 exons.
CGGGGUGUGUGUAUGUGACCCUAACAACAACAACAGGUACAUACAGUAUUGAGCACGUAUGUGCCAGGCACCGUUCUGAGAGUGUUGCAUAAACCAACUCGCUUAAUGCUCACGGUAUCACGUGAGAUAAGUACUGUUAACUCCCAUGUACAGAUGGGGAAACCGAGGCACGAGAGAUCCACAGGUUGUACGUAUGGUCAGUGGGUGGCAGAGCUGGGAUUUGCAUGCGGGCAGCCUGGCUCCGGGCCUCAGUGCAUUAGGCUGCCCUGUCUGAUAGAAGCAGCUAGAAAACGAGUGGCCCAGCCUUGGGUCUGCCGCCAGGCUUGGCUCUGGACACCUGGACUGGAAAGCAGACAUUAAAAUUACAGUUCCAGCCCCCUUCCUCUUCAGCAGCCUCGCCGUGGCCUCCAGCCAGGGUGAUCUUGCUCUUGGCUCUGAACCAGCCCUUGGGAGGCAAGAAUCGAAGUGUCAGGAGACCCAAGGUCAAGGGCAGGAAGCCUGCUGGCUGGCAGGCCCCUUCCCUGUUCCUUCCUGGAUUCCCUCCGCCAUGCGUGGGUCCCUGCUCGCCGGGAGGGUGGUUUUGUGCUGCCCGCCCUGAACAUCACACGUGGGGGCAGUGAGCAAGGAGUAUCCACCUCUCCGUCUCCCCAGCCUGACUCUCCAUCACUGCCCCCCCCCAUCCCCCAGUUAAGGGGCUUCCUCUUCCGCCUCCACCCCUUAACUGCUUCCCAGGACCCGGGCACCUGCCUCCUGCUGGAGGUGGUGUGUGAGGAAGGGGUGGAUGGUCCCUGCCUGGCGGCCCCGGGGCAGGGGGGUGUGGUGAGAGGGCUCAGGCCGCCCAGCCCUCACUGGCCACCUUCCCCCAGGUCAUCGGGCUCCUGGAUGUCUUCACCCCAGCCUCCUCCCUGCGCAGCUUCCAUGACUUCUACCUGGUGAUGCCUUUCAUGCAGACGGACCUGCAGAAGAUCAUGGGCAUGGAGUUCAGUGAGGACAAGAUCCAGUACCUGGUGUAUCAGAUGCUUAAGGGUCUAAAGUACAUCCACUCGGCUGGGGUCAUCCACAGGGACCUGAAGCCAGGCAACCUCGCUGUGAACGAGGACUGCGAGCUGAAGAUCUUGGAUUUUGGGCUGGCGCGGCAUGCCGACGCCGAGAUGACUGGCUACGUGGUGACGCGCUGGUACCGGGCCCCCGAGGUGAUCCUCAGCUGGAUGCACUACAACCAGACUGUGGACAUCUGGUCUGUGGGCUGCAUCAUGGCGGAGAUGCUGACGGGGAAAACGCUGUUCAAGGGGAAGGAUUGUAUCCUUUGCUGGGAAGGUCAGCCUCCAUCCAGGGGUCCAUCCCUUCAACAGACACUUUCUUCCUUACGUCUGUUUUUCUUCCUGUGAAAGGGACACAUGCUCACUGUAGAACAGUCUAAAGUGCAGUGGGAAAACGGUGAAAGGC